AUGCUGGCGUUCAUCACCCACGUGGUGCGGCAGAGCCUGAUCCACACUGUUGCUCAACUUCCGUGCAUUUUUGGCCUUUCAUAUGUCGGAACUCUCUUGCAGACUUUGGCGUGGUCUGGGCCACUUCAGGCCCUACAGGGCGACCUCGCCUUCUUGGACAAGACGCUCAGCAGUACGGUACGAACGUCCAUCAGGACCGCAACAAAGAUCGAAGACCUGGCCCGGCACAUCUGGCAGCUCCAUCUGGACGGCCGCCUGCCGAACGACAAGUUCGAGGUCGUGCCCCGCCACAAGCCGCCCCCGGCCGGCGACGAGAACCUGAUCCUCACCUUCCGCCUCGGAGGGCCGGACGAGGACGUGUGCCGCGAGAUGGGGCGGAAGACGACGGGGUGCUUCCUGAGGACGCCUAAAAUUCAUCAUCAGCGCCGGCGCACCGCAAGUUUCGAUCACGGAGGAGUGUAG
Messenger RNA from Klebsormidium nitens, 462 nucleotides. The record is from the annotation of a GenBank genome assembly. NCBI's taxonomy places the organism in Eukaryota, Viridiplantae, Streptophyta, Klebsormidiophyceae, Klebsormidiales, Klebsormidiaceae.